Messenger RNA from Cololabis saira (Pacific saury), 3692 nucleotides. RefSeq names its product proteasome 26S subunit, non-ATPase 1 (gene psmd1). Bases 153 to 3038 code for a protein of 961 amino acids. The record is from RefSeq and is a predicted model, not a curated record. Gene Ontology annotation, molecular function: enzyme regulator activity. Gene Ontology annotation, biological process: regulation of protein catabolic process; proteasome-mediated ubiquitin-dependent protein catabolic process. The transcript is spliced from 25 exons. NCBI's taxonomy places the organism in Eukaryota, Metazoa, Chordata, Actinopteri, Beloniformes, Belonidae. Gene Ontology annotation, cellular component: nucleus; proteasome complex; proteasome regulatory particle, base subcomplex.
AGUGUUGAACAAAAAGAAGUUAGCAGCGGCUGCAGUUGUUGGUGUCCCUGGUGACAAUUUACACAAACUACAAAUCCGUCUCUGGUUUAUUCCUCAGAAUAUUCUGAAGAAUCCCAGGAUUGUUGGCCUGAGGAAGGGAUAAAGCACCAACCAUGAUCACAUCUGCCGCUGGAAUAAUUUCCCUCCUUGAUGAGGAGGACGCCCAGCUCAAGGAGUUUGCUCUGCAUAAGCUAGACACCAUUGUUAAUGACUUCUGGGCUGAGAUUUCGGGAUCUGUAGAUAAAAUCGAGGUCCUGUAUGAGGAUGAGACUUUUCGGAGCAGAGAAUUUGCUGCCCUGGUGGCAUCUAAGGUUUUCUACCACCUUGGAGCUUUUGAAGAAUCCCUGAACUAUGCUCUUGGUGCUGGGGAUCUAUUCAGUGUCACAGAUGACUCAGAAUAUGUGGAGACCAUCAUUGCCAAAUGCAUUGAUCACUACACCAAGCUGCGGGUGGAGAAUGCUGAGCUGCCAGAAGAUGAGGAGAAGAAGAGCAUCGACCCCCGUCUGGAGGGCAUCGUCAACAAGAUGUUCCUGCGUUGCCUGGAUGAUCACAAGUACAAGCAGGCCAUUGGCAUCGCCCUGGAGACAAGGCGUCUUGACAUCUUUGAGAAGACCAUCUUAGAAUCGAAUGACGUGAACGGCCUCCUAGCUUACAGCCUGAAGGUGUGCAUGUCCCUGAUGCAAAACAAGAAGUUUCGCAAUGAGGUGUUGCGGGUGCUCGUCAAACUCUACAUGAACCGAGAGAAGCCGGAUUUCAUCAAUGUCUGUCAGUGCCUCAUAUUCCUAGAUGACCCACAGGCUGUGAGUGACAUCCUGGAGAAGUUGGUAAAGGAGGACAACCUGCUAAUGGCCUACCAGAUCUGCUUUGACCUCUAUGAGAGCGCCAGCCAGCAGUUCCUCUCAUCUGUCAUUCAGAACCUGCGUACUGUAGGAACACCUAUCCCUGCAGUGCCCGGCUCUACAAAUACUGGCACUAUUCCCACGUCUGACAAAGAUGGUGAUGCAAUGGAGACGGAUGACAAAGCUGGCAGUUCUCCUGCAGGAAAGCCCACAGAAACGAAAGAUGAGCCAAAAGACCAGAAUGCCAAGAUGAUUAAAAUCCUUAGUGGGGAGAUGGCGAUUGAACUGCACCUGCAGUUCUUAAUCCGAAAUAACAACACAGAUCUAAUGAUUCUCAAAAACACAAAGGACGCAGUCCGUAACUCAGUGUGUCACACGGCCACAGUUAUAGCCAACUCUUUUAUGCACACAGGAACAACUAGUGAUCAGUUUCUCAGAGAAAACUUAGAAUGGCUUGCGAGGGCCACCAAUUGGGCAAAGUUCACAGCCACAGCGAGUCUUGGUGUUAUCCACAAGGGCCAUGAGAAAGAGGCGCUCCAGUUAAUGGCUACUUACCUGCCCAAAGACACGUCCCCUGGCUCCGCCUACCAGGAAGGAGGAGGCUUGUAUGCUCUGGGCCUCAUUCAUGCCAACCAUGGUGGGGACAUCAUUGACUACCUGCUCAGUCAACUCAAGAAUGCCAGUAAUGAUAUUGUGCGUCACGGUGGUGGCCUUGGUCUGGGUUUGGCUGCACUGGGCACCGCCAGACAGGAUGUUUAUGACUUACUUAAGUCCAAUCUUUACCAGGAUGAUGCUGUCACUGGUGAAGCUGCAGGCUUGGCUCUGGGUCUGGUUAUGUUGGGCUCCAAGUCGGCUCAGGCAAUCGAGGAUAUGGUGGGCUAUGCUCAAGAGACGCAACACGAAAAGAUCCUGCGUGGUCUAGCGGUGGGAAUUGCCUUAGUAAUGUAUGGGCGCAUGGAAGAGGCCGAUACCCUGAUUGAAAGCCUCUGCAGAGACAAGGACCCCAUCCUGCGGCGAUCUGGGAUGUACACCGUAGGGAUGGCCUACUGUGGCUCCGGGAACAACAAAGCAAUCCGACGUCUCCUACACGUUGCUGUGAGUGACGUGAAUGAUGAUGUCAGGAGGGCUGCUGUUGAGUCCAUUGGCUUCAUCUUGUUCAGGACCCCGGAGCAGUGCCCCAGUGUGGUGUCUCUUCUGUCGGAGAGCUACAACCCUCAUGUCCGCUGUGGGGCCGCCAUGGCUCUGGGUAUCUGCUGCGCUGGUACAGGCAACAAGGAGGCAAUCAACUUGCUGGAGCCCAUGACCAACGACCCCGUGAAUUAUGUGAGACAAGGUGCCCUCAUUGCCUCUGCCCUGAUCAUGAUCCAGCAGAGUGAAGUUACCUGUCCCAAGGUGAAUCAGUUCAGGCAGCUGUAUUCAAAAGUGAUCAACGACAAGCACGAUGACGUCAUGGCCAAGUUCGGUGCCAUUCUGGCCCAGGGAAUCCUUGAUGCAGGUGGACGUAACGUGACCAUCUCUCUGCAGUCCAGGACGGGUCACACUCACAUGCCGUCAGUGGUCGGCCUGCUGGUCUUCACCCAGUUCUGGUUCUGGUUCCCGCUCUCCCACUUCCUGUCCCUGUCCUUCACUCCAACCGCCAUAAUCGGCCUCAACAAGGACCUCAAGAUGCCCAAGGUGCAGUACCGCUCCAACUGUAAGCCCUCCACCUUCGCCUACCCGCCAGCGCUGGAGGUCCCCAAGGAGAAGGAGAAGGAGAAGGUAUCCACCGCCGUUCUCUCCAUCACCGCCAAAGCCAAGAAGAAGGAGAAGGAAAAGAAAGAGAAGGAGGAGGAGAAGAUGGAAGUAGAGGUCCAGGAGACUGAGAAAGAGAAGAAGGAUGAAGACAAGGAGAAAGAGAAGAAGAAAGAGGCAGAACCAAACUUCCAGCUGCUGGAGAACCCGGCCAGAGUGAUGCCGGCUCAGCUCAAAGUCCUCAACAUGCCGGAGAGCUGCCGCUACCAGCCCUUCAAACCGCUGCACACCGGUGGGAUCAUCAUCCUGAAGGACACCAGUGAGGAGGAGGAGGAGCUGGUGGAGCCCGUCUCCGCUCAUGGACCCAAGAUCGAGGAGGAGGAGCAGGAGCCGGAGCCCCCCGAGCCGUUUGAGUACAUCGACGAGUAGAGGCCUCCAACAGCAGAGGUAUCCGAAGAUACGAGCCCCCGUCAUUCUGCUCCCGUUUGUGCAUCUGUGUAUCCAUCAUCUCUGCUUCACCUGUUUUUUUGCAAGUUUCUUUCUUGUUCUAGCUGCUCAUUUGCCUCACAAGGCAGUGUUUUACAAUUUCAUCUUGUGUAACUCUGUUUGACCAAUAAAAAAGAAAAAAAUUAUAUACAUAAAAAUUGUAAACUGUAGUGUUUUUAGCAGGAGGUGUUUCACCAGGUUUCUCUCUAAUCCUGCACCGUUUGACUGGUUUACAUUUGCAGCAGCUGCUGUCCUCCCAGCGGCUCGUCUACUGUUCAAAUGCUAAACAGCUCUGGGUGGCGGGAGCUUCCAGACCGACGGUCAAAUCCAGGUCGGCUUCAGUCUGAUGCGUUUGACCAGAGAACGGAAAACUUGUCAGAUUAUGUUUGAUCCAGUGAUGUUAUUAGACCUGCUGACAUCGUCAUUAGUUACUCUGACUGUAGGAACAGGGAGUUUAAUGUGAGCGGUUCUUUCCAUUGACCGUGAACUCGUUUUGGCUCCAGUUUGAAAACUUGCCAUCUGCAAAAGCGUGAUUACUGUUAAACAUUUAUGGUCUCUUGACACGCAAACUUUUGAAAACCUGAACCGUCCGUCGGC